AUGCCCACUCUGAAGAUUCCUGAAUACGAGCUGAACUUAAAGGCUGUGUUGCAGCCCGGGCAGUCUUACCGGUGGCGCAGCAACUACGGCGUUUUCUAUGGAGUUGUGGAUGGAAUUCUGUUGGAACUCAAACGUGUCAAUUGCGAUGAAAUCCAUUGGGAGUGCCUUGGCCGCUCUAUGCGCGCUGAAGGAAUUGACAUUCCGGAAAAACUCCGUGAAUACUUCCAGCUAGACGUUUCACUGAUGGAUCUAUGGGACAACUGGUCUGCAAAAGAUUUGCUGAUGGCUGACCUGAGACAUUCUGAAGAUGUACAAGGCCUUCGCAUACUCAAGCAGGAGCCACUGGAAGCUCUUUUGGCAACCAUCUGCGCAAUAAACGCUGGCAUUGAUCGGUCAUCUAUUAUUAUUAACAGCAUGGCCCAAUUAUACGGUGAUCUGAUUGCUAUCGACCAAAGUACAGUCGGCCCUCAAGUUGUAUUUCUAUUCCCGGAACUGCGUUACGCUUUUCCUACAUUAUUGCAACUGACGAGAGUGCAGGACCUCCUGGAACCUUUCUUCUGCAAGCAUCUCGUCCCACCUGCGGCCAAAUGUCUCAGGUAUGUUGACCACUAG
Molecule: messenger RNA, 612 nt
Organism: Cooperia oncophora
Lineage: Eukaryota; Metazoa; Nematoda; Chromadorea; Rhabditida; Trichostrongylidae
Source: the annotation of a GenBank genome assembly